Molecule: messenger RNA, 5163 nt
Organism: Saccostrea cuccullata (small rock oyster)
Lineage: Eukaryota; Metazoa; Mollusca; Bivalvia; Ostreida; Ostreidae
Product: serine/threonine-protein phosphatase 6 regulatory ankyrin repeat subunit A-like
Exons: 8
Coding region: 1-5163 (1720 amino acids)
Molecular function (GO): protein binding
Source: RefSeq, a predicted model, not a curated record
AUGGAUCCAAUCCGUGAUAGUCUUUAUGGUGAACAACUGAGACAGCAAGCAGAUGACGAUAAGGAGACAAGACAAACGCUUACUGAGCUUAGGAAUGACUUUGCAAACUUCAGUGCAGAAAAUGGUUCUGCAAUUCCUAGAGAAUUGACAGUAAUGUUUGAUACAACGAAAAAAAUGUUGAAAAGUUCGUCUGAGGAAAUUACUCCCAUGUUCGUAAAAACUCGGACUAUGGACAAAAUAUUGAAUGUCAUUAAAAGGAAUGGGUUUGUUCUCGUCAGGGGAAAUCAAGGGGAUGGAAAGACCACUCUCUCUAGGCAUAUCUUAACGGAACUGCAGAAAGAAGGGAAGCAUCCAUUACAGAUAAUGUCAACCAAUGAUAUUUAUAGUCUAAUCCCAUCAUGCUCCAAUGUUGCAAUAUUUUUAGACAACAUAUUUGGAGAAACAUUUGUAUUAAAUGAAGAGGUGCGUUACUUUUUCAAUCAGCUUGAUCUCAUAAAAGUUUUGGUAUCAAAUGAUGACAUCUCAGACGGAAAUAUGCUCAUUGUGACAAUAAGGAGUGAAAUAUAUAACGAAAUAAAACAGAAACUGGAGGGCAGCGAGUUUUUGCGUUCAGCUGUUGUUAAUAUAUCCGACAUCGAAAAUCGGAUAAAUAGAAAAGAGUUAGAAGAUUUUGUAACAAAAUACGACUUACAAGAUAUCAUUUCCAUCGAUAAAGUACUCGAAAUAAAAACUCUUGGAUGUUCAAUAGGUAUCCCUCAAUGUUUCAGACUUCUGAAAGACGGAAAAUGCAACAAUGUUGAUACUUAUGAAUUAUUUGAAGAACCUUUGAAAUAUCUACGGAAUGAAAUCAAAGAAAGAAUAGGAGAAAAAAAGCCGAAAACUGCUGUUUUGGUGUAUAUUCUUUUUUGUGGAGGGAGAGUUGCUGCUGAAACUUUGCAAACCCCUUCCUCAGACAGGCAAAGAAAACAAAAGGCUUUUGAAAUUAUAGGAAUGAAGACAGAUACUGCUUUUAUGCAAGAUUUCCAAAGGUCAACGGAAUGUUACGAAGGUUCUUUUAUAGAAUACGAUGAGAUAGAGAAAAUAUUUAAAUUUACACAUAGUUCUGUACAAGAUAGCCUUUUCUUGUACAUUUUUCAGUUUCACCCAAAAGAUGUCAUCAGCUUAUGUGAUCCUUUUCUCCUAGUUUCUCUUGCAACAAAGUCCGUCAAAGCAGUGAAUACUGUUACCAUAACUGACGAAAUGUUUCCAGACGUCAUAGACAGAAUCAUUAUCCUUUUAAAGGGUGCAAAGGCAUCUGAGUAUAAGGCAGUAUCACUAUUAAAACUCUGGUCCGAUGAAGCUUUUUUUAGAAAGGUUUUCCAAAACGAAGAGUUCAUAAAUGUAAUGAUAAAUAAUGUGGACGAAAACGAUGAUUCGAUGUUGGUUCAUUUCUCGGAAGCCGGCCAUGCCAAAUGGGUAGAAUGUCUAUUACGUCUUUCCUCACAAAAGCAAAUAUUUACUUCAUUACAAAAGGCAUGCUCUCAAAAUCAUUUAGAUGUGGUAGAGUUUAUUCUCAAGAUGGAUAUUGAUCCGUCAACGAUACUAGGAGAUCAAGGAAAGACGAUUCUACACAUUGCUUGUAAACAUGGAUAUUUUAAUAUGUGUAGAUUUUUAGUAGACACUUAUCCUUGUUUACUAAAACUAAGAAGCUAUGAUGGUGAAACCGUGUUACAUGAUGUAUCCUGGGGAGGCAAUGUUGAACUGUUACAACUUUUAUUGCAGGAAGGUCUGGACGUUAACUGUAAAGCAUAUAAUGGUAGAACUGUCUUUCAUAGUUGUUGUCUGAAUGGUAUGAUUGAAAUGUGUAAAUAUUUACUGGAUAAGCAACCACAUUUUUUAUACGAAUGUAACACAUAUGGUCUAAAUGCUUUACAUUACGCAGCCUACGGAGGUAAUGUUGAACUUUUUAAGUUUCUACUCCUAGAAGGCAUAGAUGUCAGUAGCCAAACAAAUGAAGGUAAAACUGUCUUGCAUUGUUGUUGUGCAGAUGGCCAGAUAGAGAUAUGUAAGUACUUAGUUAGAGAGUACCCACAAUUACUGAAUAUAAUCGACAAAAGUGGAUCUACUGUUCUGUAUGAUGCAGCAUAUGGAGGGAAUGUAGAUCUUUUUCAAUUCCUGGCAGAGACGGGUUUGGAUGUGAAUAGAAAAACAUACCAGGGUAGUACAGUUCUUUAUUCCUCUUGCUUUGCAGGAAAAAUAGAAAUGUUUAAAUACUUAGUAAAGAGUUGUGGUAAUGGAAAAUUGGAGAUGUGUAAAUACCUAAUAAACACUUUUCCUCAUUUAAAGUUUGUCAAAGACAGCUUCGAUAAAACCAUUUUACACUCUGCGGCUAUGGGAGACUUACAAGAUAUCACAACAAAGGCUGGCAAAAGCGUUUUACAUUUUGCAGCAUGCAGUGGACAUAUUGAUCUUUUCAGAUAUUUACUGGGAACCUACCCUCAUUUAUUAGAGAUCAGAACUGUUGAUGAUCAAAAUCUUUUACAUGCAGCAGCUGAGGGAGGAAAUAUUGAUUUAUUAAUGUUUCUUAUAGGAAUGGGUAUGGAUAUCAACAGCAAAACAGCUCUCGGACAAACAGUCCUACACAAAUGCUUUCGUUGUGGCUCAGUAGAAAUGAGUAUCCACCUGGUUGAAACUUAUCCUCAGUUACUGGACUGUAUGGAUAAUCAAGGACUAAAUGCAUUGUUUUAUGCAACCAUAGGAGGAAAUAUUGACUGCGUCAAUAUUUUAAAAAAUAAAGGACUAGAUAUCAACAGUAAAUCAAAUUCAGGUUAUACAGUCCUAUACAUGUGUUGCCUUUCUGGUUCAUUAGACAUGUGUAAGUAUCUAGCCAACACGUAUCCUCAGUUAUUGCAAAUUAUGAGUGAUACUAAUGAAAAUUUACUACACGCCACGGCAUGGAAAGGUCGUGUUGAUCUUUUCAAGUUUCUGAUAGAAAAAGGUCUGGAUGUAAAUAGUAGAACAAUUUUAGGCAGAACGGUCCUACAUGAAUGUUGUCUGAAUGGUACAAUGGAGAUGUGUUCGUACCUUGUUAAUUUUUAUCCUCAUUUACUGGACAAAAAGGACAAGGAUGGAAAACUUGCAUUGCAUUGCGCGGCCAUGAGUGGUAACAUUGCUUUUGUCAAGCUUCUGACAGAAAAAGGACUUGAUAUCAAUAGUAGAACAAACACAGAUCUAACAGUCUUACACUUAUGUUGUAUUAAUGGUAAAAUAGAGUUAUGUAAAUAUCUAGUUGAUACGUACCCCAAAUUACUGAAAAAUAAGGACAUAAAUGGAGAAAAUGUAUUACAUUACGCAGCCAAGGGAGGUAGCGUUGAUUGUGUGAACUUUUUGACAGAGAAUGGAGUUAAUAUCGACGGUAUAUCAAAAUCGGGUGAAACUGUUUUACAUCUUUGUUGUGAAAAAGGUUCCUUGGAGAUGUGUAAAUAUCUAGCUAACACUUACCCUCAGUUACUAGAAAGUAAGGAUAUAUCCAAUCGAAAUAUGUUACACGUAACAGCCCGGAAAGGUCGAGUUGAUCUUUUCAAGUUUCUGAUAGAAAAAGGUCUGGAUGUAAAUAGUAGAACAAACUUAGGCAGAACAGUCCUUCAUGAAUGUUGUCUGAAUGGUACAAUGGAGAUGUGUUCGUACCUAGUUAAUGUUUAUCACCAUUUAGUGGAUAUAAAGGACAAUGACGGAAAACUUGCAUUACAUUGCGCAGCAAUUGGGGGUGAAGACCAAAACAGCUUUAAUGCACUACAUUACACAGCUUGGAAUGGAAGUGUUGGUCUUUUCAAGUUUCUGAUAGAAAAAGAUGAGAGGGACAAAUAUGGACGCAGUGUCUUGCAUUACGCAGUCAUGGGCGGAGACGUUGAUUGUGUGAGAUUUCUAACGGAGAAAGGACUGGAUAUCCACUGUCAAUCAAAAUCAGGUGAAACACUCUUAGACCUAUGUUGUGAAGAGGGUUCUUUGGAGGUGUGUAAAUAUUUAAUUAAUACUUUCCCUCAAUUACUAAAAAUUGACAAAAUAUGGAAUCGAUAUGUGUUACACAUUGCAGCAACGAAAGGUCAUAUUGAUAUCUUCAAGUUUUUAAUAGAAAAGGGCAUUAAUGUCAACAGUAAUUUCGGAGGAAGGACUGUCCUUCAUGAAUGUUGUCUAAAUGGUUCAUUAGACAUUUGUAAAUAUCUAGCAAACACUUACCCUCAAUUCCUGAAAUGCAAUGACAGUAUGAAUCGAACCGUUUUACACGUUACGGCAUGGAAAGGUCGAGUAGAUCUUUUCAAAUUUCUGUUAGAAAAAGAUACGGAUGUUUAUAGUAAAACAACUUUGGGCAGAACAGUCCUUCAUGAAUGUUGUCUGAAUGGUACAAUGGAAAUGUGUUCGUACCUACUUGAUUUUUAUCCUCCUUUACUGGAUAUAAAGGAUAAGGAUGGAAAACUUGCAUUGCAUUGCGCGGCAAUGGCGGGUAACAUUGGUUUUGUCGAGUUUCUGAUAGAAAAAGGUCUGGAUAUUUAUUGUAGAACAAAGUCAGGUCUAACAGUUUUACACUUAUGUUGUAUAAAUGGUAAAUUAGAAUUAUGUAAGUAUCUAGUUGAUUCUUAUCCUCAGUUACUUGAUAAAAGGGCCAGCUAUGAACAAAAUGUGUUGCCUAACGCGGUCAUGGGAGGAGACGUUGAUUGUGUGAGAUUUCUGACGGAGAAAGGACUGGAUAUAAACUGUUCAUCUGAAUCAGGUGAAACAGUCUUACAUCUAUGUUGUAAAGAGGGUUCUUUAGAGAUGUGUAAAUAUCUAAUUGAUACUUACCCAAAACUGCUAGAAAUAAAGGACACAACGAAUCGAGACGUGUUACACGUCGCAGCUUGGACAGGGCGUGUAGAUCUUUUCAAGUUUCUGAUAGAAAAAGGUAUGGAUGUCAACAGUAUAACAAACGAGGGCAAAACAGUCCUUCACGAAUGUUGUAUAAAUGAUGAACUGGAAAUGCGUGAUUACUUAGUUAAUAGUUACCCACAGUUGUUGGCCGAAAAGGAUGCCUUCGAACACAGUGCUCUAUAUAAGGCUUUAGAAAAUUCAAACUUCAUUUAUGCCGUGGAUUAUUGGGAGAGGAGAGAAGAAUUUAAUUUGAAUAAUAUUGCUGAAGUGUUGUAUUAG